Lactuca sativa (garden lettuce) is the source of this 1857-nucleotide messenger RNA. RefSeq names its product protein FAR1-RELATED SEQUENCE 5-like. Lineage: Eukaryota; Viridiplantae; Streptophyta; Magnoliopsida; Asterales; Asteraceae. The record is from RefSeq and is a predicted model, not a curated record.
AUGGUCUUUAGAUCGAGCAACAAAUUGGAGGCCUUUGAAUCAGCAGUAGCAGAGAUGAUUUGGAAGGCGGCCAAUGGUGGAGAUGAUUUGGAAGUCGCUGAAUUUCUUCUCUGUAGUGGUGAUGUUCCAGGCAGGAAACGAAGGUUCCAAUUUGAUGAUAUCUUUAUAUCGUUUGAAUCGGAUAUGAGGAAUUCAUUAUCAAGAUUAUUUUCUUUAUAUAACUCCUUCCGAUUUGAUCAGAUCAUUUGGUGUAUUAUGUCGAAUUCUAGUGUUAUUGAUGGUGAUUUGUAUUCUUCUAUGAGUGAGAGUGAAGAAGAAGAUGUUGAGAACUCAUUUUUUGAAGAACAUGUCUGUAAGCCAGAUGUACCUGUUCAACUAAUUCCUUUUAAGGGUUUAAUCUUCAAAUCAUUAAAGUUGGCUAUCAAAAUGUAUUCUGAGUAUGCUGAAAUUGGUGAUUUUGAUGUUAGACUGAGCACAAAGUUAAGGUUUGAUAACAAGAUUAUAAAGAAGAAACAUGUUAUAUGUAAUCGUGGUGGUAAACAGAAAAAGAAAUCUUGUGACACAUUAGGUACAAGUGGUGUUAGGAGGAAAGGAAAUUCAAAUUCAAGAGCUAUUGGUUGUCAAGAAAAGAUUAUAUUUGAAUCUGUGUAUGGAACUCCAGAUUAUAAAGUUUUUCAGUUUGCUGAAGUUCACAACCAUCCACUUGAGAAGAGAAGCGAUUUAAAAAAGGCGAGACAAAUGUCAUAUUCAGAAAAAGAUUUUAUUGUGUGUGCUUCCACAUCAAAAAUAGGUCCAACUAUGGCUCAUAAGUUGAGGGCAAGUCUGAGAGGUGGGUAUGAGUUUGUAAAGCCCAAAGUAGUUGACUAUAAAAAUUUAAGGAGAGAUAUCAACAGUGUUAUUGGUUAUAAAGAUGCCCAAAUGAUAGUAAACACAAUGAAUGACCGUCGAGCUUACUAUACAAAUUACUCAUUUGAGUUUAAUUGUCAAGAGGAUGUUUUGGACUGUAUGUUUUGGGCUGAUGAAAUGGAGAAGACAUAUUAUGCUGAAUUUGGUGAUGUUAUCUUGUUUGAUGCGACUUUCCGAACAAACAAGUAUCGAAUGGUUUUUGUUCCGUUUACUACUAUUGACCAUCAUAAAAAAUCGGUUACUGUUGGAUCUGGGUUGCUAAGCAAUGAAAGCAUCGAGUCUUACUCUUGGUUGCUUAAAGCAUUUCUUAAAACUCAUGGGAAAGAACCAACACUGGUUUUAACUGAUCAAGAUGCUGCAAUAAAACAAGCUGUUGAGAAUGUGUUUCGUAAUUCAAAGCACCGAUUAUGUAUGUGGCAUAUAAUGAAAAAGUUGAAAAAAAAGAUAUCAGAUGAUUUAUUUACAAACAUAGACUUUAGAAAAAGGUUUUCGAAGCUUGUUUGGGACAUUAGUAUGAAACCUGAUGUUUUUGAGGUGAAGUGGGGUUUGCUUAUGAAGGAAUUCAAUCUUGAAGACACAAGAUGGUUUAAAGACAUGUUUACAAUACGUGAUUCAUGGAUACCUGGAUAUUUUAGUGAUAUUCCAAUGUGUGGUUUGAUGAAGGUUACAUCGAGGUCAGAGAGUAUGAAUUCAUUCUUUAAUACAUAUUCAGAAAGUGGGAACUUACUUUUGAAUUUCAUGAUGAAUUACGACAUUGCCAUUCAAAAGCAAAGGAAUACUCAACGAGAGCUUGAUACGGCAUCAAAGAAAGCAUCAUAUAAAAUGCAAACACCUCGAGAAAUAGAACUGCAAGCAUCAAAGGUUGAAAUAAAAGCUGAAGAGAAAGAAAUAAAUUGCAGUUGUGAACAUUUAAGUGUAUGGGUGUUUUAUGCAGACAUGCUUUUACAAUAA